This is a messenger RNA of Spea bombifrons (plains spadefoot toad), 753 nucleotides long. RefSeq lists its product as uncharacterized. The record is from RefSeq and is a predicted model, not a curated record. Bases 1 to 753 code for a protein of 250 amino acids. Lineage: Eukaryota; Metazoa; Chordata; Amphibia; Anura; Pelobatidae. The transcript has 6 exons.
AUGAAGUCGCAAUCUAGAGAGGAUUCAAAGGACAAAUGUCCAAUAAAGGCAAAAAGUCAAGGAUAUGUCAAGACUCUUCUUUUAAGGAUCACAAGGAUCUGGCCUCUGAAAUAUGUGUUUAAAAUUCUUCAAAAGAUGGCUUCUUUUGCUGGGCUGUCAUUUGAGGUGGAAAAUAUUGGGGCCGUGGGACAGACCUCUCCAAAUGAACGCCGUUUUCUCUUUGGCAAGAAAAGAAUUGGCCGUUUGAGCAGAAUAAUUCUGUUUAUCACUCCUCAUAGACUUCAGUGUGCACUGGGGUUCCAUGCUGCAGAGAGUUUAGGUCAAUCAACCUCAUCAGAUGAGAUAAAGAAGUCUCCAUUAAAGCCAUGUGGAAAGGGCAACAAAAGGAAGCAAGAAGACCUUGAUCUUGAAGAGCAGCACAGUUGGGUAACAUUCAUGACUGAAGAUCUUCCAGAUGAAGAUCAGGAUGAUGACCCCACAUAUGAACCCAGCAAAUCUGACACAGACAGCGAAGAACACCAUUCCAAAAAUGAAACCGAAAGUGACAUUGAGAUUGAAGAAAAGGAUGGGGUUGUCAUGAUCAAGGAGCGAGAGGAGGAUUUGUCAAACAAGGAGGAAACACAUGGAGAUGAACAGACAAAUAGAGGGGAGCCAAAUCCAGGCAGCAAUGGCCAAAAAACAGAUGGUGGUGAUCAGGAAGCUGUCUCCUCUGCAGGUAAAUGUUGUAGUGUUAUUAGCCAUGAAUAUGUGUAA